AUGUCUUCGACACGUUCUGGAAAUUACAUGAAUUCAGCUUUAAAAAAGUUCCAACAAUUUACUGGUUUGCAUGUUACUGGUAUUCUGGAUAAGCCCACUAUCGAACAAAUGAAGAAACCUCGUUGUGGAAUGCCAGAUUUUAGAGGCCGCGUCAAACGUUUUGCUGCCAAUUCCAAAUGGAGUAAAACACAUCUGACUUACUUUGUGAGGAAAUAUGGUUCUGAUUUAAAGAGAUCAACUCAAGACAAAAUAUUUGCUAAAGCCCUGAAGCUCUGGUCCGAUGUAUCGGGGUUGUCUUUCUCUAAAGCGAGAAAUGGACUCUCUGCCGACAUAAAGAUAAGGUAAAAUUUAACAUCUUUUACCCUCUGAGUUUUCAUUGGAAGUUAAAGAGAAUGUAAGACUAACAUAUAGAUUUAGCUAGAGGUAAAAGCGAAGCUCCCGUCACAGUCGUGGUUUACUUCAAACAGUAAACUUGAAACUAUUGAGAAGAAUCCACAGAUCUAUACCAGGAGCUCAUAACCCGAAGCGAGCAACUUCCAUGUGCUCCUGGCACGGCGUUUUCACUGACCAGUUUAUUUUCAGAACGGUUUUGGUGCGAAUUUUGAAUAUCUUUUAAACUCCGCAAAUUUUUGCCUUUUAAUAACAUUUAGUUUUCCCUUUUUAUAUCUUAUACUUCGAAUGCGCUCAUAGACAUGGUGGAGAUUCUAUUUUCGUGGGAAAAAGUGCCCUAAAAUGUGUCUGAAAAUAAACUGGUCCGUAAAGACGCCGUGACAUAGGCCUAGGAUGGGAGUUGUUGCUCGCUUCGGGUUAUGGGCUCCUGUUCAUACUUAACUUAGAGGAGGCCCAUGUGACGUUGGAGGGAGAGGCUCAACAGACAAGGAACAAUUGCUGCUGAAAAAAUGGAACUUGAGCCUGCAAUCAAUUAAAAGGUUAUAGAUGGUCAGCGAAAAACCGUAAUAAAAGACGUGGUCUCGAUUAGUUGAAACCUGGGACCACGAUAAGGUCAUGUGAUACUAGUCAGCGGAUAUCGUGACAGGUGUCAGUGUCAACUGACCAUAAAAUCUACGUCUAUCAACAAGUUCUAACACAGAUUGGUCAGAAUGCAGGCUCCCACACAAGCUAAAAAGCUCACUUUGUUGCGAAUGGACAGGCGGACGUGCGGUCACGUGACCACCAAAAAUUUCUUACCCAUGGCGCACCGAUGCGCGCUUUGGGGCCCUCAAGAGCUCCGCUAAAAACAACCCAAUUUUAAUUAAAAAUUUCAUUGAUUGAACGACAGGCGAACGCAGACUCCAGGCCUGAAACGUGACCGCUUUCCUAACGCCUUUAGGAUAAGCGAAAAUACACAUAUUCAGCCCAGAGUAAAGAUAAAACAGUUGAUUUGCCUUUAUUGAUCUUAUAAAGCAUAAAUUCAAAGCCCAUGAAGACGUCUUGAUUUUAAAAUGCUAAGCCAAGAAUAUAAGGGAAAGGUCCCCUGAUCGGAAAAGGAAACAUUAUGCAAAGGAAUUACCUUGAACGCAACAGCUUAAUUCGUUUUCACAAGGAUUCUAACUGGAGUGGUUGAAAGGCAGAAACGAAUGUUACUCUUUUAAAUAGGGCGUCACAUAACAAGGUUUUCGACUGUAGUGGGAAGUGAUCUAACAAAUAGGAAGUCCAGCUGUUAAAAUUCCAAAGUAAAACAGCAUGUGAUAACUGAAACGUUUGAUAUCCCGGUACUUGCGUGUUUAUAGUUAGCGCCCGGUACUCGUGAGCUUUACUGAGAGCGUGGACAUUUUACUUUUAAAUUUCUGUUCUCAGUUUUGGUAAUAGAAACCACCCAGGGGGGGACGGAAAAAGAUGCCCAGAUCGAUUCGAUGGGCCUGGUGGACAGCUUGCGCAUGCGUUCAUGCCUGAAGAUGGCCGUGCUCACUUCGAUGAAGCCGAAACAUUCACCCACAACAGUCCCCGGGGUACAAACCUUCUGUGGACUGCCACCCACGAAUUUGGUCACGUGCUUGGUCUGGAUCAUUCAAGUGACAGAGAUGCCAUUAUGUUCCCAUACUACCCAGAUUUUUACCAUCCUAAUUUAAGUCUUGAACCAGAUGAUAUCGCUGGUAUUCAAUCCCUUUACGGUAAGAACUCUUCAAAUUGUAGUAGGAAACUUGGGGGAACAGUAAUCCUCUACAAUGAACUCAAACUUUUUGUCUCUUUAAACUGUUUUAAUGUAGAUAACUUGUUGCUCAACUUUUCACAAUCAAGGCUAGCAGUAUCUCUCUCUGACAAGACCUAGUUACAACUCCUUUUAUCUUGACUGAAUCUGAAGGCUGCCAAUCUUACUCAACUUAAAAUAAUCUUACAUCAGUAAAAAUUCGAUUGGCUAUAAGAAUUAUUAACAUAUUUUCCUUCGAGGUUGUGUCGUAAUAGGAAAAUCAGUUAAAACUCCAAAAUUCACUUUUGUCCAAUAAUUGUCCAGUCAAAACAAAACAGUCAGAGAGACACAAAAAUUACAAGGAAUGUUUACAUGAAUGGAAAUCACAUAUGUACAAUAUCGUUACUCUAAAAUGUACAAUUUGUCAAUUCCCGUACAGUGCUUAAGUUGUCGUUUAAAAGCUUCUUCUUGGAAUAUCGUACAAUGGUAAUUAGUCCCGCCUUUUUCCAUAUAUUAACUAAAAGAUUGUUUACAAAUCCCUAGUCAAAAAUCAAUUAGCAAGAUAUUUACAUUGCGAAAGCCUUUAAACAAAGAUAUCACUCGUUACAACUUUUAGCAAGUAAAUUGAACUAGGCAGUAACAAAAGGUUGUUUAUCACAACGAGUUAACUAAGAUAGUUUGUUGGACAAGGUUUUCUUUUGGAAGCGCACUGAAGUGUCGAUCAAACCACUAAAUACGCGAAAGAUAGUAAAAAUAGGAAUGUCGAGGAAAAGACAACUUGGUAAGGUCAAGCUUCUGAAGAUUUAGGAAAAACCAAUUAAGCCAAUUAAUGUAAGAUAACAAACAAAUGUCGUUAAAUUUACCAGAACUAAUUAGAUUACGAACCUCUGUGUGGGUUCAGUUUAAACAAAAAGCAUCAUUUCUUAAUUGAAUAGCGGCACGUGUGCAAAGAAAAACCGACGUCCAAAAGAGCAUCUUUACAGAGAAAGGCCAAACCUUAUUAACGAAAAACAAAUAGCUUUUGUAAGCACAGUACAUUCCAGUAGAACGUAUUUAUAUAACAAUUCAAAACACUCUACUUAGUGAUAAUAAUAAUUAAAAUAUUUUAAAAUAGCAAUGCUUGAUGAUUCAUUAACGUUCCUUAUUCGAUAAAGGUAUUUUCAUUUUGGUGUUAACUUAUACCCAAAAAUAUCGUUUUACAAAAUGUAGCUCGAGGUCUAGGAACUGUAAAACUGAACAGUUAA
Messenger RNA from Porites evermanni, 3372 nucleotides. The record is from the annotation of a GenBank genome assembly. Lineage: Eukaryota; Metazoa; Cnidaria; Anthozoa; Scleractinia; Poritidae.